AGGAAAGGGGAUAGAUUCUUUUCGUCAGCAGCUCCAUUCGUCUGAGAGCUGCUGCCAGGAACUGUUACACACAACAAGCACGCUCCAACGUCAUGACGGCAUCAUCUUUGUGGUGAAUCUCCAAUGCCGUUAUUUUUCAGCCUUUUACUCAACACAUCGUCUCAACGUUUUAAGUUUUCCAGUGCCAUUUGCAACUAGUGUCGAUCGUCGUCAUCAUCGUUGUUGUCGUUCAAUAAAACACAAAUCUCUUGGUGCGAUCGUUUAAAUUUCGCCAUGGCAUCUUCGCCUAGUCCGUCCUCGUUGGAUUCGGUCGGCACAUCACCACUCGGUUCCUUCUCCGAUCCCAACGAGCAUCCGCUUUUGGCUCGCGAUCUUGGACUCGGCCCAUUGGUUGGUUACGGCGACAGUGGCGUCUUCAAUGGAAUGAAUUCCACCAAUUUUUCAUCGUGCUCAUCUAUGAUGCACAAUUCAGCACUCAGCCUCUACCUCAACGGAUUGGGUAGUAGCGGCAAUCUGGAUUCCGGAUCAGCUUUAAAGGACAAUUUGAGCAUGGGAAGCAGUGGAACAAGCAGUCGGCCACCUAGCGGUGGUUUACCAGGUUGCAACUCAAGUACCAGCAGCAGUGGAGUCUCUAGCCCCGGAUUGGCCACCAAAUGCGCAGUCUGUGGCGUCGGCGAUUCCUUUUCCGUUUUACCAAAAGUUCUUCCUUGUCUGCACGCACUCUGCCAGAUGUGCUGGGACAAGCAGCAAAUGAACGAUGGCAUGACGACAGAUCUGCUGGACAAGAGUACCAACUGCCCAGUCUGCAAAGCUGAUUGUCUCAUGUCGCCGCCUUCUCAUCAAGGAUCGUCGUCUUCGUCCAGUCUUUUCAAAGAUUUUUCGACUCUGCACAUGAUCGAGACACCAGCUACAACUCCGCUCUGUGAAAACAAUGGAUGGAAUUCCGCUACUUGCACUGCUUGCAAAGCCAAAGAUCCUGUCUUGGCUGUUGCCAAGUGUUUCGACUGCGCUUCGCUGCUUUGCACUUCGUGCGUCCUGGCUCAUCAAUUCAUGCUCUGUUUCGAGGGACAUCGACUCAUGACAUUGGCCGAGCUAGCCAACCCGUCUUCGUCGUCCAACAACUUUACCAACUGCAAGAACGCCAGCCGGCCCUGCGUCCGUCAUCGCGGAGAGUCGGUAACUCUUUAUUGUCACACUUGUUCCGUCCCAGCUUGCACCCAAUGUUUGCUGAUGGAGCACAGUGGACCAGCUCACGAUAUCGAGGCUCUCAACGAAGCUGCCCCUCGUUUGGCACACCAACUUAACCGUACCUUGAAUGAUGCUCGCAACAAGGCUGCUGAGCUCAAAACCGUCGUCCAGGCUGCCGAAUCGGCUGUCAACAAAAUGUCCAACCAGCUGUCCAAGGCUCAGACGGAUGUCACUGAAACCUACCAUUUUUACCGCGCUGCUUUGGAUGAGAGACGUGAAGAACUCCUUCGCGAAUUAGAAAGUGUCUACAACAACAAGCAGACAACUUUGAACGAUCUUGGACACAAGACCCAGGAAGCGGUGGAGCGAAUUCUCAAGACUUGCAGCUUUGUCGAGCGUCUAGUGAAGCAGUCGUCGCCAGUAGAAGCUCUUCUCUUCAAGAAAGAACUCGAUGCUAAAUUCGCUGCUCUAUUCGCCUUCUGCCCACCUGAUUUGAAUCUCCAAGGCUCUCUGGAUGUCGAGUUCAUGUCGAACUACAAGGCUAUUCAAAUUGGAGUCCGCAACACCUACGGUUACAUCCGUUCAACCAACGAACCCAACACACCUGGAUCCUUCAACGCAGCUGCCGCUGCAGCCGCCGCGUCCAAAAUGCAGCCUCCCAUCGCUCGACCCACUUCCAUGCUGCUGGGCACCAACUAUUCGGUCAACGGUGUUAACUUGACCCUCAACAAUGGACGUUUGAGCCCAGCUGGAAACUUGUCUACACCCAAUGGUGAUUCGCAUUUCAUGGCUAAACGAUUCCCGACGUCCACGUCCAGCAACAGUUUCGGAUUGGGUCUCAACGACCUUGGAUUGGGAACUCCCAGUCUGUCACAACCACCUACUUAUGAGAAAUGGAGCACCAAUGCUGGUGGAUUCGACUCGUUUCAGAUGCCGCCGUCGUCUAUGCGCUCUAACGGAUUAGAGGGCUCAUCACUUUCUUCCAUGGGAAACGAUCCUUCUCUCUUCGAGCUGUCCAAGCUGAUGUCGAGCACUUCUCUCUAUCCUCCGCGCUCUCAGAUUAAACGUCAGAAGAUGAUUUAUCACUGCAAAUUUGGCGAAUUUGGUGUAAUGGAGGGCCAGUUCACUGAACCGUCUGGUGUAGCUGUCAACGCUCAAAAUGACAUCAUUGUUGCCGACACCAAUAACCAUCGCAUCCAGAUUUUCGACAAGGAAGGACGCUUCAAGUUCCAGUUUGGUGAAUGCGGCAAAAGGGAUGGCCAGUUACUCUACCCCAAUCGUGUCUCCGUCGUUAAAACCUCUGGGGAUAUCAUCGUCACCGAGCGUUCACCUACUCAUCAGAUCCAGAUCUACAACCAGUACGGCCAAUUCGCCCGCAAGUUUGGUGCUAAUGUGCUGCAGCAUCCUCGCGGUGUCACAGUUGACUCCAAGGGCCGUAUCAUCGUGGUUGAGUGCAAAGUGAUGCGCGUCAUCAUUUUCGAUCAAAUGGGUAACGUGUUGCACAAAUUCGGUUGCUCAAAACACCUGGAAUUCCCCAAUGGCGUCGUUGUCAACGAUAAGCAAGAGAUCUUCAUCUCCGACAACCGUGCCCACUGCGUCAAGGUCUUCAGCUACGAAGGUGUCUUUUUGCGUCAGAUUGGCGGCGAAGGUUUGACCAACUACCCCAUCGGUGUUGGCAUCAAUUCUGCUGGCGAGAUCCUGAUUGCCGACAACCACAACAACUUCAACUUGACCAUCUUCACUCAGGAUGGACAGCUGAUCUCGGCGCUCGAAUCCAAGGUCAAGCAUGCCCAGUGCUUCGAUGUGGCUCUCCUCGACGAUGGAUCCGUCGUCUUGGCCAGCAAAGAUUAUCGUCUCUACGUCUACCGUUACGUGCAAAUCCCUCCUCUGGCGUUAUAAUUGGUCGUUGAAUUUUUCUUUCAUUCUAUAUUUUUUUUCCUACAUUCUCUUGUCAAUCUACAUAUCCCCUUGGGUCUUAUCGUCAGGAACCGGAAGUUCCCGAUUUCUUGCGUCUCUCCAACAACGGUGGAGGGAUUUGAAUAAUGCACUUAAAUCGAUCUUGUUUUUAAUCAAUUAUUGGUUGAAUAUUUUGAGUUCGCAUCAUCAGUCGACUCGGUAGCUCGACUUGGUAGAAGAAAAACGAACUAGUCAAGUAAUGUGGGAGUAGCUCCGGAGAAAUCUACCCGUUUUGUUGCCAGCCUGAGAAAGUAAAAUGUGGAACCUUGCGGCAAGGAAGUGCGAGCCUCGUCUUUAAAAUUAAAAAUUUGAAAAAAAAAAAAAAAAUGUCUUUGAAUGGAUUUAAAGUCAAGAAAAAAAAAAUUCUCGUCUUCGCGAAAUUGUUGACUUGGGAAUGGUUAAUAGCAGCUGUCGUGCAUUCUAGCAAUAGCUCCUCUUUAUUUUUGCUCUCUUCCGUUUUUUAAAAAUUGGGUACUAUUGAGAAAUGCUCACGAAUUGAUUAGAAUGUUGGCUUUGUUGUAUCAACGGUUCAGCCCCUCUUUACCCUCCUACGUCGGUUCGUUUUGAUGGUAGUUUUUAUUUUUGUUGGUUAAGUAAUAAGAAAUGAGGAGAGACUUCUUCGCUUGUAUAACUAUGUGUCAUGAUGCGCCCGUCAUCCUGGGAUCCAAAAAGAAACAAAUCUUUGGGCUCGUGGACCAAUCUGAAUCUAUCCAAACUGUCUUCUUCUUUCAAUAACUAUCACUUUGAGGCUCAACUGAUCAAGAACGUGCACAAUCCUGUUGAUCCGUAAUUAAGUUUUUUUUUUCUAUUUUUUUUUUGUCGAAUUCCUCUAAACUUGUGAAGAACUCUUCAAGUAUUGUCAUUUCGAACAAGUCAUUACUCUCGGCCUGUGAUAGGAGUUAAGCCUCACUAUUCUUCUCUGGUUAACUAUUACUGCUUUUUUCCUCUUUAAAAAACAACAAAGUUUCGCCUUUUGUAAUGGCAUCCUUCUUUAAAAAAUUUUUUUUUUCUAUUAUCAUUACCAACUAGAAAUGUUAACGAGAAGACUUUCCUCUUUCUGUGAUGUGGUCGCUCUCUUUCGCAAGCUUCUGCCACACUCCUCGGCAAUGAUCUCGUCAGUUAAAGGCGCUUAUUGGAUUUGAAAUUUUCUUUUUUUCUCUCGCGGGAAAGGUUGGCGUAUUUGGGGGGCUGUUUCCGAUUCACCUGAUGUGUAUGUGAAGUUGCAAAAUGUCUUUAAAUAGCAGGGUCAAACUUGUCUCCUGUUUCCAAUUCAUCCCCUCUUUCAUUUUCCAUUUGUUUCCUUUUUGUUUAUCGCCAGUCAAGUUUGAUAUAAUCUUGUUUCCGAAAGUAGAAAUUUAUACUUCGUGCAGUUUUUUUUUUCUUUUGUGGGAUGGGAGAAAGUCAGCAGUAGCCAAUCCAAGUGCUCAAAGGCAAAAAAAGAUGAAGUUGGAUGUUAGAGUUGGCUCUUCUCGUGUUUGUUCUGCGCAGGGAUUAAGGGAAAUUCUAAAUUGUCAUUACUUUCAGUCCCCUUUAAUUUUUUUUAAAUGUGGCUAUUCUCUUAAUUUACCCCCUGUGCCUGAUAAAAACAAGUGCAGCUCUAUAUACUCUUUUUUUUUUUUUCUAUGGCUAUCUUCUCACAUGUAUAUUCAUCCAAGGUUUGUGUUAACAGCCAAUUUUUCUUUAUUUCUUAUUUGCAAAAUCUCCAUGCGUUUCCUUGCUACCAGUUUUUUCGGUGCGCAUUUGUUUCGUUGUGUUGCUCUUGUUUACUUCUUUUAAAAAAACAUUAAUUUUAGUUGAAACUUUUUGAAAUUGUUUUGUGAAUUGAUAAGCCAAUCUUGUCUGUCCUGCUCCUUGGAAUUUCCAUCCUAUUUUGUGGUCUUUUUUAGAAUUCAGUAUCAUUUUGGGUUUUGUGUUCCUGACUCGUCGCUCCUUUGCUAUGAUCGAUGAUAUUGGCCAAGGAGACCGGCAUUUAUCAUUUAGUUUUCCGUAUCUUUCUUCUCAUCGUCACUUCCGUCUUUUUUCUUCUAAUUUUAAGUGAAUAUGUUUUAAUCGUACGCGGAAUUCAAAACCUCUAGAGGGGAAAAUUGGCUUGUCUUGUUCUUUUUGUUGUCGUCGAAUCGAUUCCAUCAGCCGCUUGUAUACAAAUGCCUUUGCCUCUGUGCCCCCCUGGGUCUGUGUCCACUGUUCCUUGUGUACCUCAAUUACUGUACUGUUAUUAUUUCAGUUUUAAAAAGUGUUAAUUUCGCUUCCGGAUUGGCUCUUUCUCUCUCUGUCCACCCAUCUCUCUCUAUUUUGCUCUCCAUUCUUCCUUUCGCGUGUAUCUUAACGAAAGGUGGCAGUUAUUUAUCUAUCAGCUAUUUCCUUUAAAAAAAGCAAAAGCACGAG
Molecule: messenger RNA, 5529 nt
Organism: Daphnia pulicaria
Lineage: Eukaryota; Metazoa; Arthropoda; Branchiopoda; Diplostraca; Daphniidae
Gene: brat
Product: brain tumor protein-like
Exons: 3
Coding region: 274-3087 (937 amino acids)
Biological process (GO): negative regulation of translation
Molecular function (GO): zinc ion binding; translation repressor activity; protein binding
Source: RefSeq, a predicted model, not a curated record